Messenger RNA from Vitis riparia (riverbank grape), 565 nucleotides. Its product is annotated as UPF0426 protein At1g28150, chloroplastic. Lineage: Eukaryota; Viridiplantae; Streptophyta; Magnoliopsida; Vitales; Vitaceae. The coding region runs from base 43 to 411 and encodes 122 amino acids. The record is from RefSeq and is a predicted model, not a curated record. The transcript is spliced from 2 exons.
AACGGACGAGCAAGAGCAGCAGCAAAGGCAUAGGCAUUAGUCAUGUCUCGCCUCUUUCUCAACUCUCCCGCUCCCACAUCCGCGCUGGUGACUCCACACCCUCCAAAAUUCUCUACAACUUACCAUACCAGUUAUCUGGUGAGACUACCACAGUGGAAAUGGAAGACCACUUGUUUUCGAAAUUCUGGUGUUGAUGCCUUCUUCUCUGAUCCCAUUCUCCAACAAGCCCUUAAGGAACCAGUUGCCUUUGCAGGUGGGAUGUUUGCAGGUCUUUUGAGGCUUGAUUUGAAUGAAGAUCCACUCAAGGAAUGGGUAACAAGGACUGUGGAGGCAUCUGGGAUCUCAGAGGAAGAAAUUGAUGAUGAAGGGUCCAAACCAGAAGAAGUACCGCAACAGAUUGAGAUUGAAUGACUCUCUGGUUAUCCAGGCUUUUUACUUCAUCAAUCCAGUCUAUAUUUAAACCUGGACAGUUGAUACUUGGCAUGUCUACUAUAAUGAUGAAUAGUUAAAAUGUGCUUCUUUGAUGAUGAUAUAUGUGCAAGGCAUUCUGUGUUUGGCAUAGAAA